GAAAUAGAUCAAAAUGUUUUUUUGAUUUUUUUUACAAUAAAAUUAUACUAGUAUUAAAUAAUAAUUUAUUAUUCUUUUAUUUGAAUAGAAUUAUUCACAAAAACUAACUUGGACUUUGGUCGAGAUUUUAUUUUGGUAGGGUGAUAGAAAUUUAUUUUCUUGAGCAUCGUUUAUCUAAAAUAGUAAAAAUGUUAACAUGUUAACAUGUUAACAAAAUUACUAAAAGAUCUUAAAACUCGUCCAAUGAUUUAAAUACCAAAGACAAGCAUCAAAGGGCUGCGAAGUUGCUAAUUAUUGUUAAGAUCUCAAAAUGAACACAAGAGGAAAAAUAAUGUUGAUAGGAAAAUGCUAAAAAAUAAAAUAUACAUUCUUUCUGUCAUGAAAUCACAUAGCAUUCGAAAAACUGAUGUUUUUUUUAGUAAAGUUUGCAAAAUUGCAAUACACACUGACGAAAGGAAGGAAAACAAACUGUAAAAAAUACCGGCUGGUGGUUUACUCUCAAAGCAAAAAAAAUCGAUCAUCAUAAAGUGAUCGAACCGUUGGUUGUAAACAUUAAUUUUAAGGUUGAAAUUUCUUCUACGCUUCUUUUCGAUCUACCCUGUCCUGGUACAGGUUGAUGAUGUGUGCGUGUGUCGGAUCUCUCGCUUCCUGACACUGCUGAUGAACGAUCGGUGUAACUGUAUCUCCUAUUAUAAUUUCGUGUGCUUAAUUGAAGUCGAGCAUAUAUUCGAAGCCACACGUCAACAGUGAAGCAAAAGUGUAGGAAAGUGCCAAAAAAGUUAAUCUCCGGUGCAAUUUUUUUCUUUCUCUCUUCUAAUUUGUGCAGAAGACAUCUGUGCAGAAGAUAAACGAUAUAAUCAGGGCCAAAAUGUUUGAAUCGUUGUACGGGGAAUGUUGCGCAUAAGGAGAAAGGUAACCUAAAGUGAGCGUAUCGGGUGCACAUUGGAACACUUUGGUGAGAUUUUGAUCGAAAGGAAACACCUUCGAACGAGAAAAAAAACUCUCGCUUUUGCAGCAUCCACCAGCAACCGGCCGGCCUAGGGUAGAGUCCUCUUAUGGACGAAAUGUACGUCGGUCUUGAUAUUUGCAAAACUUUCGGAGAUAAUGAAGAAACAUUAGGAUGGCUGGCUCGUAACGGUUUUAGAUAACUUUCCCGUUGAGGUGGAAAUUAAAACUGAUGGUAAAAGAAGAAACGGCGAAAAAACAAUGGCAACCUUAAAGUAGGCAAUGGUUAAUGGGCUCUUGUGGCUUGUAUGUUAGCUAGCGCCAUCGCAGAUAGACAGCAAAGAAAGUGAGAGUGUUGGGUUUGACCACUAAAACACUGGCCAAUCGAAAAAUCAUCACGGUACGGAUCGUUAAAAAAAGGCGCCGGAAAGAGUAAAACGACUGAAGCGAAGAAAAAGAAAAGACACACAGACACCGCUUCACGAAUAAGUCACCGAAGCAAGGGUAACAUGGCCAACAAACAAGCAUUAUCCACAAUCAAGAAGGGCAGUAUGCACCGUCUCUGGUGAGGCCGUGUUGCUGAGGUGCCUGCUGGGGCGAGAAGUAGAGACGGUGACUUUAACCUAUCCAAUCUUACACCUUCCUCACAAAAGCCACCCCGUGGCCACAUAAUAAGCGCACCGAAGAAAGUGACUCCCCGUCCAAGAAAGAAAGGGAAGAGAGCAAGAGAAUGAGACCUGAUGUAUCGACAUGAUGGCGGAUUGAAAGUCUCCCAAAAUGAUCAUUACCGGUGGGUGGGACGGAGGUGAAAUUGGAAUGGGUGUGCGGUGAAGACAGUGACGAAUAGUGCAGAGAUCGGUUUUAUGGGUACCGGUGGAUGCACAUUCGGUCGCGAUCCCGAGAGCUGCGGGUCGUCAUUUGUAUACGCGUGCUUCAGGAAGCAACAGCAAACAUCAUCUACCUUUUCUCUCGAUUCGGUUACUAAACACGGGCAAUCGAUUGUCGAAGAGUAAAAUAAAGUGUGCGUCAGGUCAAAUCCCGGAGAACUCGGAAAUAAUAAUGGACAGGUACUAUGCGAUGUUUUGUUCGCUGCAUGUGCGUAUUGUUUUACCAUUUUGACAGAUGCGUAGUGAGAAGUGAUUAGUGAGAGUGCGCGGAUCAAAUUUGACAGAUUCGGUACAGUACGGUAAGCUUAGUAGUCGCUACUAAGAGGCUUAACACUUAAGCGCUAGUGAAAGUUUAAUGUUAUUUGGGUGGCUUUGGUGUUGGAAAAGUGUAUGAGCUGUCACUGCAUAAGUCUCAUUUUCUGCCACCAUCAGUGAAAACAAGUUUCGGAAAGUGAGAUCAUUUGCUGCCAAGCGAAUCGCAUUUCUUCGUAUUUGUGUGUGCCAUUAAAGACUUUGCUCGGCAAGCUGAAGCAGAAAUUGACCGUAUAGAUAAUAAUGCGCGAGCCUUGUGUAUUUUAAUGCGUUGUUGUUGAUAUUAUGUUGCGGCUCAGUAAUAGCCGGAAAGUGAAAUAUGGACGGCGAACCAUUUUAAUCAAACGUGCCACUUGAACCUCGUUGGCCGUUUGGAAACCAACGUGUUUACACCUACGAGGAUGAGGAGGACAACGACACGUACGUAUAGUUCGAACACUGUAGCCAUUGCGACGCCCGGCCAUUCGUGACUUGUUGCUUGCACAAUUUUGCUUCUCCCCAAACCGUUCCGUUACUCCACCGGAAGCUGUAUGUUGGAAUUCCCAAGCUCAAAGCUUCACAACCUCACUGGUUUUAAUGUGGUGAAAUUCUAUCUCGGAUGAAUUUUCCCUUAAUUUUGUUUUCGUUUUCUAUGUUUCAAUUUCACCCGAGCAGUUCGUGUCCGUGUGUGUGUGUGUGUGUGCGCGCGUUGUUCCAUUAGUGUGUAGAAGCUUCGAACGAAAAGCAUUCGUCGUAGGCUGAUUGAAAUUGGAGUUCAAUUGUUUCGUGAAUGUGUUGUGCUGUGUUUUGUGCUCAUUGGCCAUCAACCCGAUGGAAACAGUGCUUAUUUUAAUCAAUUUUCUCACUAUUGGGCAUCGUUAAUUAGCAAACGUACCGUAAGCGUGCGUAUGUAGUGGUAUGUGAAUGUAAAGUGCGAGCAGGUUCCGGGUGUCAAUUGGGAUCCGAUGCUACCCUACGGUGCCCUUUUUUGCAAGUAACAUAGAAAUGGGGGUGUAGUUUGGGUGUAGAAGAAAGAAACCCGCGCUUAGUCUGUGAAGUGGUAAUUGGGGUAGAGAAACCGAACAACGUAACAUACAAUUUGAAACGAGCCCAAACUCGGGCUUCAUUACUGUUAACCGAUGAUGUCUCUUUUGCGUGAAGCUGUUUGUUUGUGAGCAAUAGUAAAAGGGUCUUCUUUUGGUGCUGGAGCAAAUCACUGCACAACAAUGUCGAAGGACUCGGCUCAUUCGCGCAUCCCCCGGCCAGAUGGUGUGAGCAGCCGCAUUCCAGUGCCGGGAAGUUUUCGGAUACCGAGCACCACCGCGCGGCUUCCUUCGAAACGAGGCGCACCUCAACCACCGGCCACGCCGAUCAGUUUUCUGCGGCCACCGUCGCAGGGCCGAUCGGGCGCUAUUUCUAUCGCGCGUUCCUAUUCUGGUGAUAAAUUGUUCAACGGAGAACCUAGUCCGUUUCCGCUGUUGACCGCUUCUACGCCGGCGCCGGCACAGCUUCGCCUGGGGCUGACGACACCGAAAUCAAGUGGCUUGCCAUUUCUGAGGAAGCUAGAGUUGGUCGCUUCGGGCACGACCGAACGCUUGGAGGACAUCAAACUUUGCCAAAGGGAAUUCGCAAUCCCCAGCGACGACGACGAGGAUGGUGAAGUGCAAUGUGGACCCGAUGCGACAGUGCAGAUGUUGGUGGACGAAUCGCUCGAGCUGGUAGGAGCGAACAGUACGGAUAAUCUGCUGGAUCCGCCAACGACGGAGCUGGCGUGCAGUGAAGAAAAUGCGACCGUCAUUAUUGCGAGCAGGCACACGCCGAUGUACGCUAGGAAUGAACAUACCGUAACGUUACAGCGUGAUGGAAACGUUACGUACGAGAUCCGACGUAGCGGAACCUUCGUAAAGUCCUCCCGAGAGUCCUUGAAUUCUCCCCAGGAUCGUCCACGUCCACCCGUGCUGAGUCAAACACACACUCGCAGUCAUACUUCGCUGUCAUCGAAUGUUCUUUUGGGACUGACGAAAACAUUCCACCGCGAAAGCACCGAAAGCAUCGAUUCUCCGGUGCUAAAUCUUACGCGAACCAUGCCCUUUCGACGUCCCUCUACUGGGGAGCUGAUUCUAGAGGAGGAUGGCACUCGACGGCCUCCAAUACUGAACUCGACGAUGGUCAACGAGCGGUUACUGAACGUUACGCAAAGCAUUCCUAACAUAACGCAGGAGCUGCUGUAUGCGGACGUCAGUCACGAACCCUGCCAGGCGCCUGGGGAUAGCGUGCUGAACAGAACGACAUCGGUAGAAGAGCAAAAGGCGCAACGAGGAUUAGGGGCUGGAAGUAAAACGAAGCUCAAUCGAUUAACGUUCAAUCUAGAAGAGUCGGUAAAUUUGAUGCGGUUUAGUCCGGUCAGUAGGGGAAGUAACGAUGGACAAACGAAAGUGUUUAGUUCAACGCUACAUUCAGAAUCGAUGGCUAUUCCGGCUGCAACAGGUACCGGUAGCGGCCAAGGGAUGCAAUUAGCUGGAAGUCAGCACAGUACCAGCAUGUUACUGAUGGAUAUCAGUGCACAAGAUCGAACGCUAGUUCCUUCAGAGUUGGACCUUGAACGAGACAGAAUGAGCGACGAUGAGGAGCACAUGCCGGGCUACUCCAUAGGGAGAAGGAAUAUCGAUCAACGUGAAGCAAGCAUAGAGGCGGAUGUGAGCGCUGGGAAGGAAAUAUUCGACCUGACUCUUGAUGAACCAGAGUCAUGCUGUCAGGAUGAUGAGCAGCAGCAGCAGCAGCAAAAUCAAACUUAUGCGCAGCAGGACGUCGUACUACGGCGGCAUUUGGAAAAUCGUUCCAACACAGUUCCACCACCGAAACAGCGAUUCUCAUUUGGACUCGAUCUGACCGAGUGCACGUUGGAUUGUUCGAUUGAGCUGUGCGAUUCGUCACUUUCACUGACCAAACCCGUCCAUCUGAAGUCACCCACAAGCUCACUCACAAAGCAGGGUUCGUUUGAGAUGGAUGAAAGCCUCGGCAUCCUAACGCCCGAUCAGAUGAAGGAAUUUCUCGAUUCGACCACGACCAACACCAACACAAACAAUACGAAUAACGCGGCGAACGCUGCUGGCCUGGAGCUGCAGCUAAACACGGGCAUGGGUGGGAGUGGUAGCGUUAGCACGGGUGUGGCACAUCAUCAUCACAAGCACGGAGCGUUGCAGCAUCACUGUCGCAUCGAUCAGACGCCCUCGCCCGAAGAGCUGCCACUAGAUCCGGUGGGCGUUAAGACCGACAUGUCAGAUAUUAUGCUCCCGGCAGAGCUGUUGCUGAUAGCAGGUGGUCCUCAACCGUACGGCGGAAGUGUGGGUGGUGGACAAGUGAAUGUCGGUGCUACAGGUGGUAUGAGUGAGCUGUCCCAGGCAGAUUCCGACCCGAAAACGGAUCAGAUGACAAAGUCUGCCACCUCGUCGAAGGUGUCGAAUAGCUUCAUCACGAGCAUUACGAGUAUUACGAGCCUCGACACGGGCUACCAGGGUGAUGGAGAAAUGUCUCGACCGGCGAGUCGCGGAGCCGAUCAUUCACCGUCGAAUGGGCCGCGCGUAAAAUCUGCACUUGGUGGAGGCGCCUGGCAACCGAUGAUGGCUGCCGCUGUUGCUGCAGUGCCGCGGCGUCAGGAUCCGAUGACUGAUUCGGAUUUCUUCACCGAAAGCGAUGCAGACGAUGUAUUUAACCGUGGCGAUGCUCGACGAGCUCAGAUCAUCGAUGGGCAACUGUAUGGUGCGCCGGGUGGAGCGGGUGGAAUAGCGGGUGCACAAGGUGCGAAUGCCAUAUUCAAUGCGAUAGACGAGCAGGAUGAUCAAGAUCUGCAACAGCAGCAUCAGCACCCAAAUCACCAACAACUGCACCAGGAUGGUGGUCAAAAUGAAGAUUCGUGCAUGGAGUCAAGUGGAAUUUUUACUGACGUCGAAAAUCGGGCCGAUGAUGAUCUUGUGCAGCGCCGGGCAGAUGAUCAACAGCGCGCAGAGGCAGCUGCUGAGGGAAACAGCAACAGCAGCAGUUGCGGUCGUCGAGGUUUUGAUGAAGAACAGCAGCAAGCAACGGACGAUAUGAGCCCGGACGUCUCGACGGAUACGAUGAGCAGCAGUAAUAGUCAGAACUUUGUGCGAGCUUCCGAACAACAGCUCACACGAGAUGAUGAUCCAAACCAGACUUGCAAAUUGGUGCUCGACGAACGCGAGAAAGACAUAACAAGGUGCUGCGAUGACGGCAAGCCAGACUUAUCGCAACACAUCGGAGCUUCCCCGAAGGCAAACGAACACCACUACCAUCAGUGCGCGAUUACGACGAUGACGGCGUUGAAAUCUGACGGUGAUAUUGGUACCGUCGCCGGUACGACAGCUGGCGCUAGUUCUCCUGGUAGUGGUGGUGGUGGCAUCGCCGUCGCUGGGAACGUUGCGCGCCGUUGCGAUGCCGACAGCUUCCACGAUGUCAGUGGUAAGAGAUCGGUCGCGACCAGCGGCAAUAGUACUAACAGUGCGACCAGCAACAACGGUAGUAGUGGCAUCAGCGCUAGUCGUAAGCAGCUCAAAAACGAAGCAAACCGUGGUCUAAGGAAACAUCACCAGCAGCAUGCUGCUGGCGCGGAAAUGUCCGCCUCAUCCACCGUUUCGUCGCGUACGGAUCGUUUAAGCAAGACGCGUCUUUCGAAGGAUUUGCCGGAGUGCACUCGUAGUAGUGGGGUUUCGAUCGACGAGUGCAAUGCGGGAUGUGACAGUGCUGUUGGUGACUGUGAUCAAGAAAAUAAGCGUCCCAGUGUGGGGGGUACGCGUGGCAAUCUGGGUGUAAGUGCACGUGGCGGUGGUGCCACAGGAUCCAAUUUGAGCUUUGUGAAAAAAUCCAACACCCCGAACAAGUGGGACGCGGUGAUGAGCAAAAUUGCGGAAAAUAAGUCAGUGAUGAGGCGUAAUUUCAGUGACGUGAAGUCACGCAUUAGCUGUGGAAGUGGAGUGAUCAGUGCAGGUGCAUCGAAGGGGUCAGCUACGUUGUUACGGCGGGACUCGCCCGCAACAAACACCGCGACCGGUUCGCUGAAGAGCCCACCGUCCGAGUGCACCAGUGUUGCAAGCCGAAGUUCCGCACACGGCAAACGAACGAUCUCCGGAUCGGUGAAGAGAGGACGUACACACAGCAAAGAUAGUGAGCAAAGCUCGCUGAGUGAUCUUAGCCUGUCCGGAGGCUCACCGAAACUAACACUGAAACUGCCCAGCAACCGACCAGCCAAAAAGCGAGAUGUGCGCACAAUUAACUCUUCAUCCAGCGACCUGGGACCGCCGUCAAAGACGAAUGGUGCACCGCCAGCGCGUAGCAGCGCGGCUCGUGCGGCCGCCGCUUUGCAGAAACGUAUAUCUCCCAACAUAACAAACGUCUCGAUUCCGCUCGUACCGGAGCAGCUGAAGGCAUCGCCACCGUUGAAGCGCAAUAUGCUGCUGAAGCGGAACGGCACGGCCAAUGGAACGCUACCUGCCAAGACACCGCUGAAAGGUAAGCUUGCGGCACAUCUACUAAAAAAUAAGGAAGCCAACAAGGAAAACAGCGUCAAUGGAGAUCAUAACCGUCUUGCUGGUGCAACUCAGACUUCGAAAUCAUCUGCCGCCGCAACGGUCAGUAGCAACUCGCCGAAACCAUUGGGAAAGUCACUGAUACGGUCGUCUACCGUUUCCAACGCAGUUGCGACCACGGCGUCUAAUCACCACUCAACUCCACCACACCUGCAAAACCAUCAUCAGCACGCUGUCAGCAAUGGCAACGGGGUGGCAACAACACCGACCACGACGUCGGUUAAAGCGAUCCAGCGCAAUGGAACGAUUAUUCUGGACAAAUCCAGCUCACCACUGUUGAUCUGCGAUGCUACCACAGUCGUUGGUGAACCAGUCAAGGGAGCUGUUCCGGAGCUGGUGAAUCUUCGAAACGGCACACCCGGUACUCCGGAGGAAAUCGCCCUUCGGUCGGUGCAGUCGAAAAUGACGAUACCAUCCUCCUGCUCGACAUCAUCAUCGUCGUCUGUAGUGACGACAGGAAAGGAACCGAACUGUGAUCAACUACGCCAGCAUCAAUCGCGGGAGCUUGCCAAGGGUUUGCACCAUGCAGCGGACCGGAAAAUCGAAGGCAAAAAAGGACCCGAGCUGGUCGACAUUAGCUUGCUCAACCAUGCCCAAAAAGGUGUGGAGGCGUUAGGAGUUUUAGUACAAUACCUAGUUUUUAAUUUGGAUGCCUUUUCCUGUCCCACAAUCAAGACGGCACACCAGAAGACUACCACUGAUCUACUGGAAACAAAGUCCAUACUCGAUGAGGAGCGCACCAAUAGUCAAUCACUAAAGCAGCAGCUUCUAGAAACGACCGAACGUGAAACAGAGCUACAGGAACUGCAUCGCUGUGAAUUGAGCAGGGUCGAAACCUGUUUGAGUGACCAGCAACGCAGUGCAGAUGAUCGAAUUGCAGCGCUAGAGACUCAACUGCUCGAGAAAGAAUCCCAUAGCCGUGAGCUGUUGUCGCGCAUCGAUGGCUACGAAGCCCAAUUGGCCGAACAUGAGAAACAGCUCGAAAGCUCCCGAGCACGGGAACUGGAUUUGCUGCAACGAAUCAAUGCUCUCAGCUGUACCGAAAACGAACUGCGCGACAAGGUGCAUUCGAGCGAGUUGGCGUUUAGCGAACGGCUACAGGCUGCGGCAUUGCGCGAACGUGACCUAACAGAGCAGAUCAACGGACUGAACCGUGACCUGGAGCGAAUCCGUCGGGAAACGGAACGAAAGGAGCGUGAACUGGAGGAAAAGCUUACCAUCACAAAGGAUGAAUGUGUUGUGCUCCGUCAGAGUCGCAACGGACCGGUGGAACCACUUAACCAAAAUGGUGCAGUUGCCGGUGCUGGUAGCAACAUGAAUCUUUCGGGCAAUGCAGCAGUCCCGCUACAGCUGAACCGAUCGUCCGGCAACAUAAAUCAUCUCCAAGUGCUGCAGGACGAGGUGGACAGUUUGCGCUGCGUGCUCGAUCUGAAGCAGCGCGAAAUUUCCGAACUUCGCAAACAAACGCAGGAGUACGAACGGGAUGCUAAAGAUCUACCGGGCGCAUUGACGAAAAUAUCAGCCCUUGAAUCACGCAUCGAAGAUCUUGAGGUGCAGCUAAAGACCAAAACGGAGGAAGAGAAAGAGCUGCAAGGCAAGUUGAAGCAUUUGCAGGACAACCUGAAUCAGGAAACCAAAAUCAAGAGUCGGUUGUCGCUGCAUAACGAGGAGCUGCAGUGGCGCCUGAAGCAAAACUCUGAAAAGUUCACGCUUGCGUACGCCGAGCUGUCUAAGAGUUACCAUGAAAAUUCUAGCUUCAUGAUGAACGCCACCAAAUCGAGCCUGGAACAGUCGGCUUCGGCCCAACACCAUCACCAGCUGAGCCAUAACCAAUCGCGGUCGAGCUGUUCCGACCGGUUCUUCGACAUGGAUGAUAUUUCACCGCCGACCUCGCCAGUCAUUAAGGGAAUGGUGGAGAAAAGCGAUUCCGUCUCGUGGGUGCUAGAAAUCGACGACGAACCACCAGAGGUGUCGGCCUCGCGUAUGGUAAGGCGGGCCGGUUCGUUCCGCUCGAGUGCAGCGUACGAUUCGGUGGCCAAGCGCCCAAAAUGUACCGGACUCAAUCAGACAACGAACGGCGCUAUCAUGGGUGAACGGCACAACGGUAUUCAACAGUCCAGCUCAGCAGCAUCCAUUUUGAAGCAACACUCUAGCGAUCUGUCUUCGGUGAAACCACCACAAUCGGGCAGUUCUGCCAGCAGUCACCGGUUGCGUUCAAAAUCGGUCAGCAUUAAGGCGGCAGAACCCCCAAAGAAGAUUGUGCGCUCAAACUCUGGUGCAUCGGCUUCACUGUGUCCGGGAGUGUCAGGCAUUCCUAGCAAACCAUUGCGAAUGACGGACAUGCCAGGUUCAUGGAAGGAACAGCCUCUUUACAGUAGUUCACCAUACGCUCACAAACGAUACCUGAGCGAGGACAUGGAUUUGGUUGGGUCUGGUUCGGGGAAACCAUUUUCCGAACAGCAUCAACACCAGAUGCACCGAGCGAAAGAUUUGUUUCUGGAGGAGACCGAAUUUUUGAGCGAACCAGAAAACCCUUUUGCCCGGUGUUCGAAGCUGAACGGAGAAGACAUUGCUAAUGCACCUGUUGAAAUUUUUCACCGCGAUAAGACUCCAAACUUUAAGAAAAGUAAAGAAAACCGUGGCCUCAUAACGUGCGAUACGACGGCAUUGACUGGUGGAACCUCAUCCGCAAAAGCGACUGGCAGCGGGUUGACGGCUCGAGAAAAGCGCCGUGAGUUCACACGCAAAGGAAACCUUGCCGGAGGAACUAUACCGAAGGAGGCGGCUGGGGAGGCACUCGUAUCCGGUUCAAACUCGGACGAUGAAGCAUUAUCUACAUCGUCCGGAUCGUCGUCAUCGUGCAUUUCGGAAGGCAGUCUGUCGUCCGCCACCGGUAGCAGCAACAGCAGCCACGACAAUAGUCCACUGCAUAGCGGUAAGCGAAGCAGUGAUCGAAUGAACAACGACGAUGAUACGGUCGAAGGAGAGGCUAACACUUCGGAGGAACACCCAUCACAGCACCGGCGGCGCCAUUCGAACAUUUCGCUCGAGGACGCGCUAAUGAAGAAGAUCGUGGCCAGCCUGAACGGUGACAAUGGCGGUACGGAUCGAAACAAUACUCCGAUGGAGGUCAGCUGGUCGGAAGAUGGUGAUCCGGGUUCGGAAUCGAACGUAUGACAUGACGACGACAGUUUCUAAGUGACAGUGCUCGUAGGUGAUAUAGAUGCAGCUAUUAGUGGAAGUGGAAGGUGGUUAAGUUUUGGGGGAAACAUAAUUCUUUAAGAACAGUCCUAGAAUUCCCCACCUAAACACACAUAUAGAUACAGACGAGAGUACGGAAUGGCCAGUGUGGAACAUACUGGAACUUCCUGAUCCCACCCGGCCCUUUCCCUUUCCGUAUAAAUGCGACGGGUAAUAAGCGGGUCAUAAUGAUUCCGCAACGUAAUUUGCGCUUUGCGCUUCGAAUCCAUUGCUGUACAGGUCUAGUGGCUUUCGAGAUGGAUUCUUGCGAUAAAAGAGCAUACAUUAAGGCUUUCUUACGAUAUAGGUACUUCGGUUCUCACACUGACUUCUAGAGUUGCUCCAGUUGCUUAUUAGUUGUUUAAUUUUAGCGCGUAAGUUUGUUCUAUCCAUGUUAAUGUAAUACCAAUCGUCUUUAAUUGUCGUUAAUAGAAUUAGCGCGACUCCUUUAGAUUCCUCUGCAAAGUAAGCAAGCAAACACACAUCCAAUACGACACACCCUAACCUUGCAAACACAAAACAUAACUGACGGAGAAGUGGCGAGAGAAUAUUUAAUCGAGAGAAAAUAAGAGAUACAAUAAUCGCUAUGAAAUGGUUGUUUUUUGUUUUCGUUUUUCUUCAUUUGAAUGAUGUAUUUUAUCUUUCCUCCGUUGCCACCAAAAAUUCAGCAUUGCACUGGCCAGUAGUUGCCCGAUGAUCGUUGUCGCUGUCUUGAUAGAAACUGUCGUUAAUGGGAGUGAAGGAAAAGAAUGGACACCCGAAACUGUACGAUUUGAAAUUUGUAUAAAACAUGAUGCUAACGCUAUUUGUCUCUUGGAAGAGUGGUGAAUGAAUGAUGAAGCGAUUAGUGUUUUCUGGACCAUAGCUUAGGUGUAUAGUAGCGUAUAAAUCAAAAGAACUCAUUGUUGGUAACCUUUUUCUUCUUACUAUUAACUCGAUUGGAUCGAACCUUUACAAGCGAUACUGUGUUUCACAUGGUAUCUGUGGGAUCUGUGGGAUUUCCCGCUUUAUGUAUAUGAUUCUAUCUCUUUCAUAUUAUUCUUGUUAUGACGUUAUGUUGUUUGUAAAGUUUGUGGCAACUUAAGCAACUGUUUUUUCGAUGCGAUGGGAAAGCGUCCUGAUGAGCAUCGAACCACAGAUGCGUUGUGAGUUGUAUUGGAACGAACAUGAUCUGUAAAGCUGCCCAUCGCACGCCAUGCGGGGUAUGUUUGCGAUCGUUGGGUUCGUGUAGUUUUUGGAACGAUUUGACCGUUCGUAAAAUGAGCGAUAAAAAACGGCAACAUAGAUACGUGUUGCUGAUAGUUAUAAUGAAAAGAUUGUAAACAUAAGUAUAGUGUGUGGAAGGAAGAGUAGAGCAAAGUAAUAUAUUGACACUGAUACGAGGAAAGCGAUGGUCAGUCGAGUGAUUGUGGGUGAGUGUUUGAAAUCGCUCUCGCGUUUUCUUGUAUCUAAACUCCAACCAGUUUUGAAAGACAGAAGCAACUGUUGGACAAUUUGGCCGGAAAUAAUGUUCUUGAAAUAGAAUUUGCCUGUAGAAGCGUACGAGAAAUGCAGAAUUUAAAUGGAGAAAUGAUAACAAUAAUAAUCUUAACACUAAUACACAUACACAACAUUAUGAGAGUGUUCUCAAUACUUCAAUUACGUGGUGACUGGAGUGAUGGUUUGGUGACAAAACAAACACCAUAAUGUGGUGUAUAUGAAGCAUAAACUCUUCGUGGUAAUAAGAAAAGCUAUUGUAAACAUUAUCUACUACUCAGAUUCUAUGACAAAACAAGCGAUAAUUUAAUCCAAAGCUGAGUGUUAAUGUGAUUGUGUUUGAAAUGAAAUGCAUGGUACAGAGAGUAUAAGAGCAACAGCGCUAUCGAGCAAGCAAAGCAAUUGCUGGUGAUCCACUGAGUUUAAAAUACAGAUUAAUGCAAACUGUAAUGCAUAUUGCAAUGAAA
Molecule: messenger RNA, 12906 nt
Organism: Anopheles funestus (African malaria mosquito)
Lineage: Eukaryota; Metazoa; Arthropoda; Insecta; Diptera; Culicidae
Gene: toc
Exons: 10
Coding region: 3350-10900 (2516 amino acids)
Cellular component (GO): nucleus; cytoplasm
Molecular function (GO): microtubule binding
Source: RefSeq, a predicted model, not a curated record